UAUAUUGGUUUUGUUAAGUAAUUCAAUUGUGAUGUAUUGUGUGUAGGCAGUGGUACAUUUGAAAAUGAUACGAAGAAGUAUCAUGUAUUAAAAUAAAUAGGUACUUGUGCAAGUAUUUGAGAGUACGUAAACAAAUAGGAAGGAAGACAAAAUAGAAGUCCGUGCGCUAAAAGCAUGAAAGCUGUUUGUUAGAAAAAAAAUUGGUAUCUGAACCAUUACUGCGUGAACAACAUAAGAUUAGCUUGGAAAAAUCUCCUAGUAUUUAAUAUGACCGGAUUUGUCUGUUGGUGGAACUUAUAAUUGUGAGUCUAAUCACGGAUAUACGCGACGCUUAAUUUAAAUAUUUUAACUUGGGUACUGUAACAACACCGCCGAUUGUAGGUUAUAGUAUGAAGCUCGUACAAGGAAUUCUGAAGUUGAAACACUUUUCCUACGGUGUCAGUAGGCAUUAUUCAAACAGAAAUGUGCUGAAAUUGCACGAGAGAGGGAUGUAUAAGGAUAUAUUCCCAGAUACUGCAAGUGCGGAGAUUGUUGACUUGCUGAACGCUAAGCCACAGUGUGUAUAUGCUGGCUUUGAUCCAACGGCCGAUAGUCUGCAUAUUGGCAACCUGCUUGUAAUUAUUAAUCUGUUACACUGGCAAAGAAGCGGACAUAGAGUCAUAGUGCUGGUAGGUGGUGCUACAGGUUAUAUUGGGGAUCCAAGUGAGAGAACAACAGAUAGGCCUGCACUCAGUGCAGAAUACAUAAAACAUAAUGUGAGUGGCAUAACAGAGAACGUAGGACAACUGUUUAAAAAUCAUGACACAUUUUUGUGGAAAGGUCAGGGUCAUGGAGAUGAUGGUGACUUAGUGCCAGUUACAAUAGUCAACAACUAUACUUGGUAUGAAAAAUUGAAUGUACUGUCAUUUAUGGGCAACAUAGGACGCAACUUCAGGAUGGGAACCAUGCUUUCUCGGCAGAGUGUAGGAUCUCGUAUAGCAUCUGAGACUGGCAUGAGCUUCACAGAAUUCACUUACCAAAUUUUCCAAGCAUAUGAUUGGUUAUACCUACUUGAGAAUUAUGACUGCAGAUUUCAGAUUGGUGGUAGCGACCAGAUGGGAAAUAUUGUCUCAGGACAUGACUUAAUUUCAAGAGUUUCAAAUAGAAAAGUUUAUGGUUUAACUGUCCCUCUUGUCACUACAGAGACUGGCAAUAAAUUUGGAAAAUCUGAGGGGAAUGCAAUAUGGUUGAGCCGAGAAAAAACUUCACCAUUUGAGCUAUAUCAGUUUUUUAUACGAUCUCGAGACUCAGAAGUAGAAAAUCUUUUAAAAUUAUUCACUUUCUAUUCAACAGGAAAAAUUAAUGAGAUUAUGCAACAACAUAAGGUGAAGCCAGAAGCUCGAUUAGCACAGAAGAAAUUGGCUGAACAAGUUACAGUCCUUGUUCAUGGAGAAAGUGGUCUUUCCUCAGCUUUACAGACAACUACUGCUCUCUAUGACAAGGGAGUGGAUGCUAUUAGUAAGAUGUCUGCAGAAGAUAUUACACAGGUUUUUAAAGAAGCAAGAAUGUGUGAACUUUUGCUGAAACCAGGCAUGACAAUUUAUCAGUUAGCAUUAGAAGCUGGCUGCUUUUCUACUGAAGAUGAUGCUGCAAGAAUUAUAUCAGCAGGUGGUUUCUAUGUGAAUCAACAAAGAUGUACAAAUUUAAGUGAAGUUUUAACUUUGGGCACUCAUAUAUUGCUUAAUAACAUUACACUUCUUCGUGUUGGGAAGAGGAAGUAUUUUGUCGUAAAGUGGAAGAUCUGAAGCAAAGUUGGGCAUUCAUUAUGGUGUGAAUCUUUUAGAACUGAAAACAUUUGAUUAUUUUUCAAAGCUAAAUAAAGUUUUUUGCUAAUGUUUUUAA
Molecule: messenger RNA, 1881 nt
Organism: Schistocerca cancellata (South American locust)
Lineage: Eukaryota; Metazoa; Arthropoda; Insecta; Orthoptera; Acrididae
Gene: TyrRS-m
Product: tyrosine--tRNA ligase, mitochondrial
Exons: 9
Coding region: 390-1784 (464 amino acids)
Biological process (GO): tyrosyl-tRNA aminoacylation
Cellular component (GO): cytosol; mitochondrion
Molecular function (GO): tyrosine-tRNA ligase activity; RNA binding; ATP binding
Source: RefSeq, a predicted model, not a curated record